Messenger RNA from Truncatella angustata, 669 nucleotides. RefSeq lists its product as uncharacterized. The record is from RefSeq and is a predicted model, not a curated record. NCBI's taxonomy places the organism in Eukaryota, Fungi, Ascomycota, Sordariomycetes, Amphisphaeriales, Sporocadaceae. The coding region runs from base 1 to 669 and encodes 222 amino acids. The transcript has 3 exons.
AUGUCGAAAUGGACAGCAGCAGCAGAAAAUGAUCUUCUGGUGAACAUAGUUAACCACGGCGAGUUGGCUUUUAGCAGUCCUCGCUUGCCCCUGGGAAGGGUCAGCAACUGGCCUGUCGUUGAGCUAGCAAUGCGUAACCAGGGUCACAACUUCUCAAAGAACUCUCUCCGAUCUCGUUGGAGUCGCUUUCACACAACCCGCCUUCUACCAGCUUUUGCAACCAUGCAGAACCGCUUUGCUCCUGGCAUGAGCCUUGCUGCCACUGUUGCUUCCCUUGCCGGCCUUCCUAUCCAACCAGUUGCUGCCGCUGGGGCAACUCAGGCCCCCGCACAAGCUCCCGCUCAAGCUCCCGCUCAAGCUCCGAAUCCGGCUCAAGCGCAAAUCUCUGCUGUAGUCACUGCAUCCGUAGCUACUGGCACCGAAGAUUCUAGCGGCGAAGAAUUUGACACGGACAACGACGACGAAGAUUCGACAAUGAACGAGACAGGCACUGACACUGAAUUGGGGGAGAAGGCGGUUGACAUCGAGGACUUGAAUCAGGUAAAGGCUUACUACCGCUCCCUUGACAAGGACGGUCGCGCAAACGAGAUGACGAAACUCAACGACUGCUGUGAUGCCUUGCGCUCUGUUCAAGAAGAGAUGGACGAAGACUCAGAGGAAGAUAUGUGA